Sinocyclocheilus grahami is the source of this 1454-nucleotide messenger RNA. Its product is annotated as ATP-dependent 6-phosphofructokinase, liver type-like. Gene Ontology annotation, cellular component: 6-phosphofructokinase complex; membrane. The coding region runs from base 132 to 1439 and encodes 435 amino acids. Gene Ontology annotation, biological process: fructose 1,6-bisphosphate metabolic process; canonical glycolysis; fructose 6-phosphate metabolic process. The transcript is spliced from 9 exons. The record is from RefSeq and is a predicted model, not a curated record. Gene Ontology annotation, molecular function: fructose-6-phosphate binding; ATP binding; 6-phosphofructokinase activity. Lineage: Eukaryota; Metazoa; Chordata; Actinopteri; Cypriniformes; Cyprinidae.
ACAGGAGGCGGAGCGACGCACAGCUCGUGCGCUACGUGGUGCGAAUGCAAUAAGAAGCUUUCACGGGAGUCAGUGCACAGAAAAGCACCGUAUUUUCCGGCGUUACGAGCUCAAAUCUGCGAUCUUCCAUCAUGCAUGUGGACUUCGAGAAGCUGCGGAUGAGCGGCGCGGGGAAAGCCAUCGCGGUUCUGACGAGCGGCGGCGAUGCACAGGGUAUGAACGCGGCCGUUCGCGCUGUAACACGCAUGGGCAUUUACGUAGGCGCUAAAGUCUACCUGAUUUAUGAGGGUUAUCAAGGCCUGGUGGAUGGAGGAGAUAACAUCAAACUCGCCAACUGGCAGAGCGUCACCAACAUCAUUCAGCUGGUGAGGCUUCAUCCGUUUACGGACACUCUGGCGCAGCAGCACACGCAUCUGAACAUCGUAGGUCUGGUGGGAUCCAUCGAUAAUGAUUUCUGUGGAACCGACAUGACGAUCGGAGCUGAUUCUGCUCUGCAUCGGAUCAUGGAAGUUAUUGAUGCAAUCACCACCACGGCACAAAGUCAUCAGAGGACGUUUGUGCUGGAGGUGAUGGGACGCCACUGCGGUCCGAUCUGGUCUGGUCUGAUCCAGUCUGAUCUGGUAUGGUCUGAUCUGGUCUGGUCUGGUCCGGUCCGAUCCGGUCCGGUCUGGUCUGAUCAGGUCCGGUCCGGUCUGAUCCGGUCCGGUCUGAUCCGGUCUGGUCUGGUCCGAUCCGGUCUGGUCCGAUCCGGUCUGGUGUGGUCUGGUCUGAUCCGGUCUGGUGUGGUCUGGUCUGAUCUGGUCUGGUCUGAUCCAGUCUGGUGUGGUCUGCUCUGGUCUGGUCUGGUCUGCUCCGGUCUGGUCUGGUCUGGUCUGAUCUGGUCCGGUCUGAUCCGAUCUGGUCCGGUCCGGUCUGAUCCAGUCCGAUCCGGUCUGGUCUGGUCCGAUGCGGUCUGGUCUGAUCCGGUCUGGUCUGGUCUGUGUGUGGUUUUGCAGAGCCGCAGUAAAGGCUCUCGUCUGAACAUCGUGAUCAUCGCAGAAGGAGCCAUCGACAAACACGGCCAGCUGAUCUCCUCCAACUACGUCAAAGACCUGGUGGUUCAGCGGUUGGGUUACGACACGCGGGUCACUGUCCUGGGUCACGUUCAGAGAGGAGGAACGCCAUCCGCCUUCGAUCGAGUCCUGGUGAGUGCAUUAAAAAACGUCAUGUUGAAAUGUGGAUUUCACAUUCAAUUUUGUGUUGCUUCAGUUUAUUAUGCAGGGCUCGACAGUAGUAAUCACUCUAUGGCGAUCCUGAACGUCGGCGCUCCGGCCGCGGGGAUGAACUCCGCUGUGAGAUCCGCGGUUCGAGUGGGACUCGCUCACGGUCACCGGGUUUACACUGUCCACGACGGCUUUGAGGGUCUGGCCAAAGACGCGGUGAGGACCGCUGACAUGUGAGAGUGUGUGUGUGUG